AUGAAUCCAUCAUCACCCCCGACAAACUCCAGACAGCUCUCCGCUAGUUCAAAUCCACAAUCAAGCACACUCAGUCAUCGCCCCAGUCCGCGCCAACCCCAAGGCUCAGACACACCGUCUCCGACCAGAGCCAAUGCCCCGAUACCAGAUGACGACCAUGGCGCUGACCUACCUAUGAACAUGACUGCAUCAGUGAUGCUGACCAAUCUGCCCCGAGAUGCUCAUCAGGCACUGGCGGAUGUCGAGAGUAUCGAUGCGGGGAAAGUCACCGUUCGCUUUCAACCUCUCCCAUCAGCUCCAAUUCUGAAAAAUCGAGUGUUCAAGGUUAGCGCUUCGCAGAAGUUCGAGACGGUUGUCAAAUUUCUGCGCAAGAAGCUAGAUUGCAAAGAGACGGAUUCGGUCUUUUGUUAUGUCAAUAGUGUAUUUGCGCCCGGGCUUGAUGAGGGUAUGGGUGGACUAUGGAGAUGUUUCAAAACGGACGAUCAAUUGAUUGUCGCCUACUCGAUGACGCCAGCAUUUGGUUGA
Penicillium bovifimosum is the source of this 525-nucleotide messenger RNA. RefSeq names its product ubiquitin-like protein ATG12. The record is from RefSeq and is a predicted model, not a curated record. Bases 1 to 525 code for a protein of 174 amino acids. The transcript is spliced from 3 exons. Lineage: Eukaryota; Fungi; Ascomycota; Eurotiomycetes; Eurotiales; Aspergillaceae. Gene Ontology annotation, biological process: autophagosome assembly; autophagy of mitochondrion; nucleophagy. Gene Ontology annotation, cellular component: Atg12-Atg5-Atg16 complex; phagophore assembly site membrane; cytoplasm.